AUGUGGUGGGGUGGCAGCGAGGGUGCUGAGGCAGCCGCUGAGGCUGUUGAGGCUGCCCCAGAAAUAGAGGACAUGAAAGAACAGUUUGAUAUGCAGCAGAACCUUAUCAAGCAGCUCAAGGACAUGGUGAAAACCCACCAGAGUCAGCUGCAUGAGAAGGAGCAACAGGUUCAGCGGCUGAGUCGGGCGGAGCACGAGCAGACCUCGAAGCUGGAUAGGCUCAGCCAGCAGGUGGCCGCGCUGGAGGAGGAGGCGCCGGCCAACCAGAGCACGGCCUCGACCAGCGGCGCCCAGGGACGGCGCGAGCGCAUGCUCGAAAUCAAGCGCAGGCUCGAGGAGCAGAGGCGGGUGCAGGAGGAGCGCAGCCAAGAGCGCCGCGUCGACCUCGAGACCAUGGUGCGCAACCUGCAGUCACGCAUCGAGGACACCGACUACUGCUACGACUCGUGCGACUCUGCCGACUCGGGCUCCGACGGCGACGUCGACUACGGCUCGUCGCCGCGCAAGUCGAUGACGCUGAGCGACUCGGUGCGAGGUAAAGAGCCGGAGGAGCUGUACGGCGUCAUCCUGGCGAAGGACAACCGCAUCUACGAGCUGUCCGACAAGGUGGCCCAGCUGGAGGCCACUGUCGUCGACCUGAAGGACACGCUGCAGGAGAAGGAGUCGGUGAUCUCGGCUCGCACGGCCGCCGUCAACCUGGUGACGCGCGCUCUGACCGAGCGCGGCCAGGUGACGCUGGAGACGCUGGACGACACGCGCCAGCAGAUGACGGCCAUGCAGGAGGCGUUCGCCGUGCACGAGGCCGACUGGCGCGUGCGCGAGGAACGACUCACCCGGCAACUGCAGGAGGCCAACCAGAGGCUUGAAGCUUCGGAAGAAAACUAUAAGAAGGCCGAGUCGACCAGAUUUGAUUUGGUUAUUGCGAACGCUAAUCUCCAGGAAAAACUUGUCAAGCUGCAGGCGUCGGCCAAAGACGAGGCCGGCCGCGCGGCGGCGCUGGAGUCGGAGCUGGCUGAGGUGAAGCGGGAGCUGGCCGACUCGCAGAAGAUGGUGUUCCGCGUCAAGUCGCAGAAGCGCCAGCGGGCCGCCGCACUCAGCCAGCGGAUCGAGGACAAGGACCGGCUGACGGCGGAGCUGGAGGCUAAGAUCGCCGAGCUCGUGUCAGCUACUGACGAGAAGGACACCCAGGUCUCCAAGCUAACGUCAGAGAAGACCAACCUGGAGCUGCAGGUGACCGCCCUAACCUCGUCCCUGGAGGAGGCGCGAGUCGGCCUCGACCAGGCCGGCACCAGCUUGGCUGAAACACGGGCCGAACUGGAGGAGACCAGGGCGAGCCUAGAGCAGACCGCCACCAGUCUGUCCGAAACCAACGCCAGGCUGGUGGAGGCGACCGCGAGCCUGCGGGAGGAGCGUGACGGCAGCGAGGCCACGACGGCCGAGCUGCGGGAAGCCAGAGCCGGUCUGGAGGAGGCGAGGGCUGAGCUGGAGAGGGUGCGGGCCGACCGAGACGUCCCAGGUGACGCCCGUCGGCUGGAGGAGGCCGAAGCUCGUCACCUCCAGGUGACGGCGGAUCUGGAGGAGCGUCUCCGUGUGCUCGGCGAGGCGGCCGGGCAGGCGCUGACAGCCGAGAUGGGAAGUCAGGCCGAUAGACAAAUCACGGCGGAGGUGGGGAGCCAGGCUCGCAGACAGUCGACGGCGGAAAUGGCGAGCCAGGCUGAAAAGCAAGUCACGGCCGAGGCAGCGAGUCAGGCCGAUAAACUGGGGACGGCAGAAACGGGGAGCCAGGCUGAAAAGCAAGUUACAGCUGAAAUGGGCAGUCAGGCUGAGGUGGGCGGCCAGCCUGAGAGCCAGCUGACAGCUGAAGCGGUCAGUGAGGCUGACUGUCAUGCGGCGACGGUGGAAGGCGCUCAGCCCGAGACGCCGGCCGUGAAGCAGCUAGAGGCCCGGCUGGAGGUGUUGAUGACAGACCUGGACACCUCGCGACGCAUGCUGGAGGAGAGCCAGAUGGACCGCGAGGCUCUCCGGCAGGAGGCGGCACGGCUGCAGCAGCUCGUCAGCGGCCUGGAGACGGAGCUUAAGGCAUCUGAAGGCUUCAUUUCAGAGCUUCAGUUCAGCAGCAAGCAGCUGCAGGAACAGCUGGACAACGAGAAGAGCGAGAGGGAAGCUAUGCGGAACGAGUAUGAAGCUCGCAACGCCGAGCUGGAGCGUGGGGAAGCGGCUGAGGCGGCCGCGGAGCCGCAGGGCGACCUCAAGAAAAUGGUCAAGAAGCUGAAGACGAAGCUGAAGCAGGAGUUGAAGGCCAAGUCCUCGCUUGAGGAGAAGGUGGGCAUCCUGAAGCAGAAGGUGCGCGCGCAGCUGUCGCAGGAGAAGGAGUCCAGACAGGCAGCCGACGGUCAGCUCACGGAGACGCGGAGUGCGCUGGAAUCGAUGCAGGCUCGGAGCGAGCCGCCGGCCUCAGUGGAGGUGGUCGCUGGAGGAGAGAAGACGGAGAGCGCGCAACAGCCGAUGCCGGUGCAGGAAGCCGAGGCUGAGUCACAGGCGGCGGGCACCGCGUCCGAGACCAAGCAGAAGAUGAAGCUGAUGAAGGUGAAGCUGCGCAAAGAGCUGCAGCUCAAGGCGGAGCUCCAAAAGGAGCUAUCGGACGUCAAGCAGUCCCUUGAUGAGACGCGGUCAGAGCUGCACGACGUGAGGAGCAACAUGGCUGAAGAAACCAGCCGGACGCACGAGCUCGUCAUGGCCACGGAGACAGAGCUGCGUGAGCUGCGAAACAAGCUCAGCGUCGCCGAGAACGAGUUUGCCCAGAUCGUCCGCGAGAAGGAGGCGCUGUCGGAGCAGCUGCAGGUUCACGCGCCUGCUGUGCCAGGCGGCGCUGGAGCGGCGGCCUCGCGCCGCUGA
Messenger RNA from Pollicipes pollicipes, 2895 nucleotides. RefSeq names its product hyaluronan mediated motility receptor. The transcript has 11 exons. The record is from RefSeq and is a predicted model, not a curated record. The coding region runs from base 1 to 2895 and encodes 964 amino acids. NCBI's taxonomy places the organism in Eukaryota, Metazoa, Arthropoda, Thecostraca, Pollicipedomorpha, Pollicipedidae.